Molecule: messenger RNA, 3015 nt
Organism: Sporisorium graminicola
Lineage: Eukaryota; Fungi; Basidiomycota; Ustilaginomycetes; Ustilaginales; Ustilaginaceae
Exons: 2
Coding region: 1-3015 (1004 amino acids)
Biological process (GO): transmembrane transport
Cellular component (GO): membrane
Molecular function (GO): ATP hydrolysis activity; ABC-type oligopeptide transporter activity; ATP binding
Source: RefSeq, a predicted model, not a curated record
AUGUGGCCCACGGCCACCGCCGUUGUCGGCAUGCGCUCCUGCGCUCGAGCUCCUGAGCUGAGAGCAGCGUUCGGCUCGACGUGGUCAAUAUCUGUUGCAGCCUCACGAACAUAUUCGACGCAACGUACACUUUCUCAUGCCGCCAGCGUAUUUCGACCAGCUCUGUCACCGUUCACCCUGUCGACCACGAGUCUGACGCUGCAACGCACAUUCUCCACCUCCGUUCCCCCCUACAACAAGACCGAGCCUGUCAAAUUGGCCCCAGCUUCAACACAGGCAACACCCCAGGAUACCCAUCCCGAGACAGCAUCAGAUGACAACAAGGCCGUUACGAACAAUGCUCCCGGAUCACUCGCAUCACGGCUCUCUGCACGCGUCAGAGCGUUGCUCCAAGCACAGCUGGUCAAGUCAGCGCCGAAAUCCAAAGACGGCGCCUCGCCCGCCCCGACCACUUUCCCCGAUCUCAAGCGGCUCUUUUCGCUUGCCAUGCCUCAGAGGAGAAGCAUUCUCAUCGCUCUGGGGCUGCUGCUCAUCUCGUCAUCUAUCACGCUGACCGUUCCCUUUGCCAUUGGCCGACUGAUCGACUUCUUCACGUCCGGUCAGAACGCGCUGUUUGGCCUCGGAUUCGGCACCGUCGCCGGGCUCAUGCUUCUCAUCUUUGCUGUAGGCGCGGGUGCCAAGGCCGGGAGCAACAUCCUGCUCGAACUGUCCGGUGUCCGCGUUAUUCAGGGUAUCCGCAACCAGGCGUACCGAUCGGCCUUGCGACAGGACGUCGAACUCGCCGACAAGGGUGCUGGUGAUGUGGUCAGCCGUCUCAGCGUCGAUACCAGUAUCGUGGGAGAGUCGCUCACCUCCGAUAUCGGCGACGGCCUCCGUGCGGGUGCUACAGUGCUGUUCGCGGGUACAGCCAUGUUUAUGAUCUCGUCCAAGCUGACGCUGCUCAUGAUGGCGGUUGUGCCACCUGCUGCAAUCGGUGCGGUUUUCUACGGCCGUUAUCUGCGCGAUUUGACGCACAAGACGCAGGAUGCAGUCGGGCAAAUGACAAGAUUGGCAGAGGAGCGUCUUUCGCCUCCGGCGUUUCGAACCGUGACGGCAUUCAACACGCAGAAGCAGGAGUUGCGACGUUUCGACGAGAGGAUCAGAUCAAUUGUCGACCUGCAGACCAAGGAGGCGUACGCUUCCGGCCUCUUCUAUGCCGGAACGGGCUUCGUGGGCAACUGCGCCAUCUUGACGCUGCUGACGUACGGCGGACACCUGGUGAGCAGGGGCGAGAUCUCUGUGGGCGACUUGACCUCGCUGCUCAUGUAUACGGCGUACCUGGGUGGCGGCAUGGUCAGCCUCACCUCGUUCUUCGCGUCGCUUAUGAAAGGACUCGGUGCCGGUGCGCGCGUGUUUGAGCUCAUCGAUCGCGAAUCCAACGUGGCCCUCGGUAAGGGGGAGCCACUGCAAGUUUCUUCCAGCACCACAGCUCGCUUGCCCGUCCGCUUCCAAGACGUGCAUUUCACCUACCCGUCCCGCCCGCAGCAGCCCAUCCUGCGCGGGGUGACGCUUGACAUUGAGCCAGGCCAGUCGUACGCGCUCGUCGGCGGAUCGGGCGCGGGCAAGUCGUCGGUGCACUCGCUGCUGUUGCGCUUCUACGACCCGACCAAGGGCAAGAUUUUGCUGGCGGGUCGCGACCUGGCGAGCUAUAAACCGGAGAGCGUACGUAAGCAUCUGGCGCUCGUGCCGCAGGAGCCGAUCCUGUUCGAUGGUACGCUCGAGGAGAACAUCAAGUACGGAACCGAGUCAGCUACGCGCGAGGAAGUGGAGCAGGCCGCACGCAUGGCUGGGUGCGAGUCGUUCAUCGCCGAGAUGCCGCGUGGCCUGGAUACGGUGAUUGGAUCGCGUCAGUUGUCCGGUGGGCAGAGACAGCGCAUUGCAAUUGCGCGAGCGUUGGUGAGGAAACCGGCGAUCCUGCUACUGGACGAGGCAACGUCCGCACUGGACUCGGCGUCCGAGCUGAUGGUGAACAAGGCGAUUGAAGAAAUCAUCAAGCAGGGCAAGAUUACCGUGUGGAUCGUUGCGCAUCGCCUGUCGACCAUCAAGAGCGCGAACAACAUCCAGGUGUUGGAGAAGGGCAGAAUUGUCGAGCAGGGCACGUUUGAGCAGUUGGAUCGACCGGGGUCGAGGUUUAGGGCCUUGAUGGCUGCUCAGCUCGAGGCAAAUGCUGGAGAGACGGUGGAGGAGGAUGCAGAGGAGAUGGUGUUGGGGGAUGCGACGAGCGACAACGGCGGUGAAGUUGCGUCUUCUACGACAUCCCGUACUACUACGCACGCCGGCAGCACCUCGAUCGGGCCGCGUCGCUCACUGCACACCUCUUGUCGAGCCUUCUCCUCUUCCUCCUCUUCCUCCUCUUCCUCCUCUUCCUCCUCUUCCUCCUCUUCCUCCUCCUCCUCCUCCUCUCGGACAACACCUUCGCCCAACCCCAUACACCCAGCCAUCCCAACCACAGGCACAUGGAGCCUCAACAGCGUUAUCAACCCUGCCUCCACCAGUACCUCGUCAUCAUCAACGGACGAGCUGCUGAGCGAGGGUGAGCUGGACAAGCUGCAUCGCCUGUCUGCGCUCGUUCCUCCGUCAAAUGCCGACGAGAGGCACGUGUUGAAGCGCAGAUUGGCCGGCUUGCUGCGCUUGGUGAGGGCGGUGCUUCCGGCCGGCUCCUCUGCCACUGCUUCUGCUUCCAGCACUGCCAACGGCGGAGCGGGAAUUGCAGUCGACAAGGUGGCUCCGGUUCAGGUAGGACAGGCCGGGGAGAUGGUCGAUGCACGACCACUAAACGUCUACGAUUCGCGCUGGAACGUGUGUCUUGUCGCCGAGCAACACACCGCGGCCACCACCGCCGCCGACGACGGGAGUGCACAACGACAACGAGGGAAACAAGAAAGAGGGGCCGGAGUGCUGGACAGAGACGAGCUGCUUUCGAAGGUGGACAAGAAACGCAAGUACCAAGGCUUCUUUGUCGUCGAUCGGACGUAG